Messenger RNA from Scleropages formosus (Asian bonytongue), 4201 nucleotides. RefSeq names its product protein tyrosine kinase 2 beta, a (gene ptk2ba). Gene Ontology annotation, cellular component: cytoskeleton; focal adhesion. Bases 233 to 3268 code for a protein of 1011 amino acids. The record is from RefSeq and is a predicted model, not a curated record. The transcript has 32 exons. Gene Ontology annotation, biological process: protein phosphorylation; signal complex assembly. NCBI's taxonomy places the organism in Eukaryota, Metazoa, Chordata, Actinopteri, Osteoglossiformes, Osteoglossidae. Gene Ontology annotation, molecular function: protein tyrosine kinase activity; ATP binding.
ACACAGAGGGCGUGUGCUGAAACAUGCCCCACCUUCUACAACUGAACUGAAAAGAUCUAACCGGACUAUAAUAGCACUUAAUUUGUCUGACACCAAACUUCUACCGGAGUUCCUGGAGGCAGGUUUUAAAAAGGUCGUGUAGAAAUUGGAGGACAGAAAAGAUCCCGACAGGAAGACCGCUUCAGUGCGCAGUUAUAGUGUGGCUGUUGCCAUAACAACCCCACCUUUGGAGAUGGCGGGGGACCCCGGCACACUGUCCUGGAGGCUGGGACGGCCUGGCAGUAAGGAGCAGCGGAGAGGAGACCCUGAGGCCGUUCCCGCCCCUGCCACUGGCCCCGCUCCUAUUCCUGCUCAUGGAGACGCUUCCAACAUCAGGAUUCUCAAGGUCUGCCUCAUCAGCAGCUCGAACGUGGGCAAAAACUUCAAACUGGUCAAGUGCGACAGCACCUGGGACAUCAAGGGCGUCAUUCACUCCAUCCUGAUCAGUGGGCGCCUGGGUCCCAGUAUCACCCACGAGAGCAGCUAUGGUCUGCUGCUGAGGCACCUGAAGUCGGACGAGCUCCACUGGCUGCAUCCAGACCAGACCAUCGGGGAGCUGGAGCAGAAGUUUGAGCAGCAGCACCUGGAGGCGGAGUGGAGAUAUGAUUUGAGGAUCCGUUACAUUCCAAGUCAUUUCAUGGAAAAAUUUCGAGAAGACAGAACAACACUACUGUACUUCUAUCAGCAGGUUCGCAAUGACUACAUGCAAAACUGUGCCAGCAAAGUGAGUGAGGGAAUGGCUUUUCAGCUCGGCUGUCUGGAAAUCAGACGAUUCUAUAAAGAUAUGAAUACCACUGGUCUGGAAAAGAAGUCAAAUUUUGAUUUGUUAGAGAAGGAGGUGGGUCUAGACUUAUUUUUUCCUCGAGAGAUCAUUAACUCAAUGAAGCCCAAGCACAUGAGGAAGAUGAUCCAGCAGACGUUCCAGCAGUAUGGGACACUGAAGGAGGAUGAGUGUAUCAUGAAGUUUUUUGAGAUCUUCAGCAGCUUCUCUAACUUCGAGGAGGAGGUCUUCCCCUGUGAGCUCGUGCAAGGUUGGAGUCUUGCGGUAGACUUGGUUAUCGGAGCUAAAGGAAUUCGCCAACGCACCCAGAAAAACUCUCUGCCCAUUUGCUUGGCUGAGUUCCCCCAAAUAAGAAGUGUCAAAUGUUCCUCACAAUCUGAUGGAAAGACACUCCUAAACGUGGAGAUUGAUGGAGCCAAACAGCCUUUGUCUAUUAAUACCUCUACGCUGGCAAUGGCAGAAAACAUGGCGGACCUGAUAGACGGUUACUGUCGAGUUGAAUGUGGCAAGAAAUCUUCUGUCAUUGUCAGACAAAACAAAGAGAAGAAUGUAAGAAAUGAACUACCUGCGAUUCCAGCUGGCAAUGAAAGCAAUGCUGGCCCUGAAUUGAAUAACUUCAGAGAAAACAUGGGGUCUGACAUUUAUGAUGAGAUCCCUGAUGAGAAACCAAAAGCCAUGAAGUACUCUAUCUCCAGAGAUGAUGUCAUCAUUAACCGAAUUCUGGGAGAGGGCUUCUUUGGGGAGGUUCAUGAAGGAGUUUACAAAACCCAGGGAGGAGAGAGGAUCAGCGUUGCAGUGAAGACCUGCAAGGAAUGCUCUCCAGACGUCAAGGAGAAGUUCAUGAGUGAAGCUGCGAUGAUGAAAAAACUGGAGCACCCUCACAUUGUGAAAUUGAUCGGGAUCAUUGAGGAGGACCCUGUGUGGAUCGUCAUGGAGCUGUAUCAGUAUGGAGAGCUUGGAAAUUACCUUGUGCAAAAUCAGCACAAUUUGAUCAAUGCGACCCUAGUGCUGUACAGCUUGCAGAUCUGCAAAGCUCUUGCUUAUUUGGAAGGUAUACAUAUGGUACACAGAGACAUUGCUGUGAGGAAUGUGCUGGUAGCCUCUCCUGAGUGUGUAAAACUUGGAGAUUUUGGCCUAUCCAGGUACAUUGAGGAAGAGUAUUACAAAGCCUCGUUGUCCCGGCUGCCAAUCAAAUGGAUGGCUCCUGAAUCCAUCAACUUCAGGCGGUUCACCUCAGCCAGCGAUGUCUGGAUGUUUGCGGUGUGCAUGUGGGAGAUCAUGAGUCGCGGCCAGCAGCCCUUCUUCUGGUUGGAGAACAAGGCCGUGAUCAAUCAGCUGGAGUUGGGUGUGCGGCUGCCCAAGCCUGAGGAGUGUCCCCCGACCCUCUACACCCUCAUGACCCGCUGCUGGGCCUACGACCCCCUGGACAGGCCCAAGUUUCUGGAGCUGGUUUGCAUCCUCAGUGAUGCUCAUAAGAUGGAGAAGGAGGAGGAGGCGGCGAGGCAGAGGGAGAGAGCUCGUGCUGCAAAGCUGGCUGACGCCAAGGUGGCUGUCAGCGAGCCUCCUCCCAAGCCGUCAAGAAUGAAGCCCGCUAACCUUGUUAAUCAACUGAAUAAAGGUUUAAGUGUUCAGCUGCCCGAGUCUCUGUGCGCCAGUUCGCCGGCUCUCGCCACCGACAGCAGCAGCCAGUCAACAGUCAGCAUCAACACCUUAGCGGUACCAGUGGUGUCCCCGCGUCGCCACAGUGUCGGUGUCGGGGAGGGGGAGUUCAGCUUCGAGGCGCACAGCAGGGAGGACACUCAGCGAAUGUGGGAGCUGGAAAAGCUACGCAUUCUGAAGACCCUGAAGACGCAGAGGGAUGAGAUGCUGGAGGACAACAAGUGGCUGGAGAAGGAACAGAAGCAAAUGGACCCCACGGUGCAAAACAAAACGACAGAACCUGAGAUGCCCGACAAGGAGCCAGGAUAUGGCGAAUUGAAAGUGAUUCCAGAAAAACCCCCAAGACUGACAGCUCAGCCGGCACCCACUGCGGAACUUGACCGCACGAACGAUCAGGUGUACCACUUUGUCAUGGAGAUGGUGAAGGUGGUGGUGCAGCUGAAAAACGACGUCAACACCCUGCCCCCCUCCGAGUACGUCAGCACUGUCAAGACAGUGGGACUGACGCUGCGCAGUCUGAUAAACAGUGUGGACGACGUCCUGCCCAAGCUUCACGACUCCGUCAGAACCGAGAUUGAAGGCACCCAGAAGCUUCUGAACAAAGACAUGGCAGACCUGAUCACGAAGAUGCGCCUUGCCCAGCAGAACGCAAUCACCUCCCUGAAGGAGGAGUGCAAGAAGCAGAUGCUGUCUGCUGCCCACACGUUGGCCAUGGACUCUAAAAACUUGCUAGAUGCUGUGGACCAGGCGCGUGUGCGCGCCAACGUGGCCAAGCCGGUCACCUCCUAGUGCCUCUCUCUGCAUGGAGUGAAACACCCAGCGCUCACGUGCUGAUUGAUUUUCGGCCAGUUUAUCUCCAAGAAACUGACAUUUUUGAUACAUACAAAGUGUGUUCAAUACUCGAAUCUGUAGCGGUACUGACAUCUGAGUUUGACUGUUCACGGUGUGCACUUUUAGGAGGCGUUUAAAGAAUUAGAUCACAAAGAAACUGAUGUUUGUGUCCCGAUAAACUGAUAAUGUUAUUCUCAUAUUCAACUGCAAUACCAGGUGGCACUGCAGGCAGCUCUGCGCCUUACAGUUCCUGGGUUCUUCCAGCCUAGAUUUCAAUCCAGCUCAGUCCGUGUAGAGUUUACAUGGUCUCCCUGUAUUUGUGGGUUUCGCCAGGUGCUCUGGUUUCCUCCCACAGUCCAAAUAUGUGUUUCAGGUGAGUUGGUGACUCUAAAUUGCCAGUAGUAUGACAGUUUGUGAUUGUGGCUGCUCUGUAAUGGGCUGGUGUUCUGUCCAGGAUGUGCACGCUAACUAGCCUUGUGUCCAGGUCCUCCAGAAUAGGCUCUGGGCCUCUGUGAACCUUAUUUGGGCAAGUAGUUAACACAACUGAGUGAACUUUAAUGCCACAACUGCUGAAACCUCUUUGUUAUUGUAUAUAUGCAAAGAUAUUUAUCACUGUGUCAGACAACUUAUGCUCUGAAGGAGUCCUCCACGAUAACGACUUGCCCCGUAGGGUCAUAGCAAGAGGCUCCUUUGCCACACACCGAGGUGCUGAGCUUGACGAUCGAAUGAAACCUCUUGCUGCACGACUGGUCUGGCUGCGCUGAUUACUGUCAGUAUAAUUUAAAUACGUGCUUUUGUCUCCGUGUUGUACUUUGUAUUUGGAAAGUUUGGUGUUUUGAAUUUCUUUUCCAUUAUUUGAUGACUAAGGGGGGGCGCGGUGGCGCAGUGGGU